Molecule: messenger RNA, 1896 nt
Organism: Centruroides sculpturatus (bark scorpion)
Lineage: Eukaryota; Metazoa; Arthropoda; Arachnida; Scorpiones; Buthidae
Product: UMP-CMP kinase-like
Exons: 2
Coding region: 359-934 (191 amino acids)
Biological process (GO): 'de novo' pyrimidine nucleobase biosynthetic process; UDP biosynthetic process; CDP biosynthetic process
Cellular component (GO): nucleus; cytoplasm
Molecular function (GO): ATP binding; UMP kinase activity
Source: RefSeq, a predicted model, not a curated record
AUUGUGAAAAAAGCUGAAAGUAAAUUAAAAUAAAUUGUAUUUAAUUAGGAAGUAACUGCGAAAUAUAUUUUUCGUCACGUGACAAAGCAUCGAUUGUCUGAAUUCUUUCCAUUAAAAAUACAGCCGACAUACACUAAAAAAAUAAAAUAAAAUAAACAUAAUGCAAAUUAAAUCAAUUUUCAAAGCUAUAUUAUUUAAUCAUAACGAAAAUUAAAAGCAAAACUGGAAGAUAUUCCGAGAAAAAAAAUUCGUAAAAUUAAUACGUAAGUGAUCAAGGUGACGUCAACGACUACGAAAGCAGAAAUGAUUACGAUGGACGUGACGUAACGAUCGGGUUGGAAAAUCGUAGAAAGGCAACAUGACACCGAACGUGGUUUUUGUUUUAGGAGCACCGGGUUCCGGUAAAGGUACCCAAUGCGAAAAAAUCUCGAAUGAAUUCGGUUACGUUCACUUAUCAGCUGGUGAUUUACUGAGAGCGGAACGUAACAGUCCAGGAUCAAAGUAUGGAGACUUGAUAGAACAUCACAUCCGCAACGGAUCGAUAGUACCAGUGGAAAUAACAUGCUCCCUAUUGGAACGAGCCAUGAUUGAAAGUGGAUCAGAGAACUUCUUGAUUGACGGCUUCCCACGUAAUGAAAAUAAUUUAGAAGGAUGGAAAAAACAAAUGGGAGACAAAGCAAACGUUCAAUUUGUACUGUUCUUCGAAUGCGACGAGGAGAUCUGCAUCGAGAGAUGUCUACGAAGGGGUGCAGAAGGAAGUGGAAGAUCGGAUGAUAACCCGGAAAGUUUAAAGAAGAGAUUUCAGACUUAUCAUCGCGAUACAAUGCCAAUUAUACAGCAUUACGAACAAUUAGAUAUAGUCAAGAGAGUCGAUGCUAAUGUGUCAGCCGAUCAAGUCUUCGAAGAAGUUAAGAAGAUUUUUAAGGGAAAUUAAAAGCAAAAUUUUUAAUUUUGUUACAUAUUAAAAAUUGUUAAAAAAUAAUAUAAAUUUAAUUUAUAUAAAUAUAUAUAUAUAUAUAGAGAGAGAGAUUGUUUGUUGUGGCAACGUUGAGUGUCGUUUCUUUUUUACACAAUUUAUCACGUGUUUUCGUAUAGGAGCUAUAUUGAUUGUUCUAUUGUAUUAUAUAUUUAAUAUAUUAUUAUGUAUAUAAAUAAGCACCUGUAAUGCUGUUAUAAAGAAUAAAGAGCUCUCACAGAUACUUUUUUGCUAGUUUACUUCGUGGUUAAAAGGGUGUUAAAAGUCAAAAUUUUAUUAUACCUUAUAAAAAUACGAGAUGGCCCAAAAAUCGGUUAACUGAGUUAAGAGCGUAUUUUCUAACACAAAAUCGAUAUAGUUGGUUACAAAAUAACGGCAAUUUAGACUAUACAACGGUUAACUGGCUUUUGGGCCACCCUGUGUUUACUAUUCUACAUUAGAUAAACUCAUGCAAUUAAUGCACGAAAAGUGUGGUGUUGGUGUUACAAUUUAAUGCACUUUCUGUACUAAUUUAUAAUGUGAAAGUUGAUUAUAUUUGUGUGUAACACGUAGGGAAAAAUCAGUAUCUCUUACGUAUAAUACGCACUACCCUACACUAUUACUGUAUUUAGAUUUUCGAUAUCGUUGAGGGUAUACUGACCUUUAGCACGUACGAGCUGACCUUUUUCUGUAUGAAAAUAUCGGUCCAUAACUCCCAAAAUGACUAAUUUCAAACUAAAUUAUAAAGGAAUUAAUAAUAGAAACUCAUUAUUCCAUUCGCCGUUUGAAACAAAAUGGCGGCCGGAAACGAAUUUUUUUGUGAAAAAUUUAAAUGGUUUCAUCACGUUUUCGAUUGAAGGACAUUUAAAUUUUAUUUCUAAUUAGAUUAAUUAAAAAUUAUUAAGCUAUAUAUCAAGGUGACCCAAAACUCAGUUAACCGU